CAAAAGCCGAGAAAAUUGACGUCAUAUCUUGUCUGAGCUGAGAAGGAGCUCUUCCAAUUUGUACUCCCAGCGAAAUGCAUCGGCUAGAGCGGCCAGGGCUGACCCCUAGCGCAUAUUGAUCUUACAGAUCUGCAUCUGGGAGCUAAUCAAAGCAGACUUGAGUUUGUCUGCUUUCAGCAAAUGUCUUGAAGCACUAAAAAAAGAUCUCGUGUGCAGGGUUCAACAGACUUGUGGAGCACACUAUUCCCUAGAUCUGCUCAGUGUUCCGUGGUCUUGCAAGGAAGGGGUAUUUUUGCACUCAAGGCACUCAAGGAUCCGUCCUUCAAAUGAAGGUAGCUUUUUGUGUCAGCUGACCUCUGAGAUCUGCUCUUCUUUGAGGAGACCAUGGCUUCCAAAGACCUGCUUGCAGCUGGAAAGAAGCGGCUCGAACAGUUCCGGCAAAACAAGACGGGAGCAAAGACGCCGGUGGCAAGCAAGGCGCAGAAACCCGGGUUUAGCUUUGGGUUAGGUCGACGGGCCACCAAGCCAGAGCCGGCAGAAGAAGCAGCAGCCGGUGAAGUCCCAGAUGCUGGAGACGUUUCUGCUGACCUAGCAGGGGAUGCAAGCAACUCUGCAGCGACUGAGACGGCGAAGGAUCAGGGGUUGGACUCAGAGCAAGAAGAGGAUGUAUUCGAGGAUGCUCGGAGCACCGGGAACCUUACAGAUGGCGCUUCCACUGACGAUGAGCAGUCGACCCCAAGGACCCCCCCACUGCGAAGGGUGCCGGCGCCUUUCCCAGAGAACCGCUUCAACUUCUUUGCCAACGACACGUCGAGGUUUGCGACAUCUCGGCUUCGCACACAGGAGAAUGGUCAGCCAGGCAGCGCCCCUCCACCAGCCCUAGAUGUCCAGCCCAAAUCCCCUGAGACUGCGGAGCAUAGCCGUUUGAAAGAGCAGGCUCUCUCCCUUCAGCAGCGGCUCUCUCUCAUUGGGAGCCCGUCCUCCUCACCCACCCCAGUCGAGAAUCAGGUCAAAGAAGAGCUCAGGAAGAAGUCUGAACGAAUCAAGAUUCUGGAAGAGGAGAGAGAGGCACUGCAGGCAAACCGGCGGGAGAGCCGGGGAAGCGACGCCGCGCGCAGGGGGGAGAACGCGAGCAGGAUCGCAGAUCUGGUGGAGAAACACGGGGCUGAGGUGGCGGAGCUGAAGCUGUCGCUACGGGACAAGGAGCGAGAACUAGGCGUGCUGCAAAGCGAGCGCGAGGAGGCGCGGACCCACUUUGCCGAGUUCCAACAGGCGCUGACGCAGCGGGACGAAACAAUCUCGGAGCUUCAGAAGAAGGUGCGCGAGGCGGGGAACAGUAUGGAGAUUGAGGAACUCGGCGAGAAGUUGCGUGCGUGCGAGGGGGCGCGCGCGCUUGCAGAGGAGCGCGCCGAGGGCCUGGCCAAGCAACUAGAGCUGGCGCAGAACUUGAGCGUGGGCAAUGAGGAAAGCAGCCUGAAGGCGGCCUCGGAGGAAGUCAAGCGCUGCCUCGAAGAGGUCGCCGCAGCGAAAGAAGCAGAGCGGAAGGCCGAGGCGAGAGCCGCAGAGACAGAGCGCCAGGUGGCGACGCUCCAGGCCGCGCUGUCCGGAAAAGACGACGAACUGUCCGCUGUCCGGCUGGAGAAGGACAACGAGCUGGAGCGGUCGCGGUUCACGGUUCAGUCUUUGCAGUUCCAGAUCUCAUCAGCAGAGCAGGUUCUGGCGCCGCGAAAGCAGGCGGGAACGGAGUCCUUCUCGCUUGUGUCGGAGGUCACGGCGCUGCUGUCGGAGCUGGAGCAUGCGCGGGCAGGGGUGGCUACGCUGCAGAGCCAGCUGGCGGCGCUAGAACAGGAGGUGCAGUUCCUGAGGACGCAGGCGGCGCAGGGGGAACUCGCGGUGCAGCAGGUUGCGGCGCUCCAGGCGGAUCUGGCGCAACGGGAGGAGCAGCUUCGGAAGACCAAGGAGAAGCUGCGAACCGCGGUGGCCAAGGGAAAGGACGUGGUUCGCGAGCGGCAGAGCCUCGUGGAAGCGUCGGAAACCCUGCAGGCGCGAGUGGCGGAGCUGGAAACGGAGGUUGCAAGCAAGGGGGUCGUUGUGGAAGAGCAGAAGGCAAAGCUUGCGGAACUAGAGGCGGGGGCUGCGAGCAACGGGGCCAUCGCAGAAGAGCAGAAGGGGAGGCUUGGGGAACUAGAGGCGGAGGUCGCAGCUCUCAGGAGUGCGCCUGAUGAGCAGCGAGUGAAAGCAGAGGAGCUAGAGAGGGCACUCAGUGCUGCGCAGGAUAAGGAGAGCGCGGCGUCGAUUGAGGUUGAAGCGGUGCGGGUCAGAGUUUCUGAGCUGGAGGAAGCAAGCAGCAGGUUGGAGGUGGACAGAGAAGGACUAGUUGGGGAGAAGGAAGCGCUUGAGGCCGAGUUGGUGGCGUUGCGGAAAGAGGUGAAGAGCGUCGAGGCGGAAGCCCAGAACGUGUGUUCGGCAAAGGAGGCGCUAGAGGCCCGCGCAGGGGAGGCGGAGAGUGCCGUGGCUGUGAUGUCAGCACGCGCAGAGGGGGCCGAAGAAGCUGUGCGGUUGUUGAAAGAAGAUUUGGCUGGGGUUCAAGCCAAGAAGAAGGCGCUAGAAGAGGAAAUGGGAACGGCCAGGGGGCGUGCGGAAGAAGCGGAGAGGGCUCUGGAGGAACUACGGGUACGGAGCGAAAAGGAGGGGGAGCAGCGGGUGACGGUAGCGGAACAGAGGGCGGAGGAAGCGAAGGGGAUGCUGGAGUCGAAAGAGGGGGAGCUGCAGGUUGCACUAGAGGAAGUGGCGAGCGUAAAGGCGGAGCUUUUAGAAGCGGGGUCGAAAGCAGAAGAAGGGGAGAGAAAAGUUGGGGAGCUCGAGGCUGCCUUGGCAAGGGCGUCUGAGGAGACGGCAAAGGGAAGGGCACAGCUGGAAGGAGUCACAGCGGAGCUGAAUGCAGCCAAAGAAGAAGCGAACGCCACCCGUGCUCAAGGGGAAGAGGCAAGGACGGGGGCGUUGAAAGAGAUGGCAGAGAAAGAAGAGGAAUUGGGAAAGGCUCUGGCUCAAGUUGAGAGCCAGUAUGCGGCAGCGACCGCAGAGGCGGAGGAGAUGAAGCUGCGUCUGACCACGCUCGAGAAGGAGUGCGGGGACGCAAAAGCAGCUUUGGCCGAGUCUCAGGCGGUUGCCGAGUCCAAAGACGCCGCGGUGAAGUCUCUCGAGGAGAAGGUGAGUGAGUUGACGCGGUCUCAGGAGGAGAGGACGGGCCAGCUUGCCGCGCUCGAAGCGGAGCUAGUGUCUGUGAAGGAGAAAGAAGCGGAGGCGGUUGCGAAGCUGGAGGCGGCCAGCAACGCAGUGAAGAAGGUCGGGGGCAAGAACAAGAAGGGCGGGGAUCGGGCGCUGAGUCCCAUGGGGUUGGAAAGAAGGCUGGUUUCGCUGCAGGAGUCGGCGGAUCGAGUGGAGGGCCUUGCUGAUGAAGUGGUAAGACUGAAACAGCAGUUGGAGGAAGUGGGAGUGGCUCAAGACAAGGCCUCAGAGGAGUUGGCUGGGGUGCGGAAGGAUAAAGAAAAGGCGGAGAAGACCGCAAAGUCUGCGAAGGCGCUGUUUGAGACGGUUAGGGAGCAAUUAGAGGCCAAGUCGGCGGAGCUGACGGCGCUGCAGGAGAGGUUUGAAACUAGAGAGGGGAGCAUUCUGGCCUUGGAGGAGGAAUUCUCGGGUCAGGCCGCAGAAGUCGACCAGUUACGGACGGAGUGUCAGAGGUUGGAGAACGAGUUGAGUGGGGCAAGAACUAGAGAGGAAAAGUUUGGGGCGGAUCUGGCUGAGGUUCGGAAAGAGGCCGACCAAGCGAAGGAACAAGAGGCUGCGGUGAAGGAGAAGUUGGAGGAGAUGCGGAAGAAAGUGCAGAAGAAAAUGGCGGAGACGAAGGCAAAGAGGGAGGAGCUGGAGGGGAAGAUUAAGGAGCAAGGGGAGACCAUUGGGGAACUAGAGCGGGGUGUGGCGGAAGCUGCCGGCAAAGCAGGGGAAGUGGCGCGCCUUGAGGAACAGGUGGCGGCCGCUGAGGCGAGGAUUACGGAGCUAACCCAAGAGGUCGAGUCUGCAGAGGCACUGCGGAGGAAGAGUGAGGCAAGGGUUAAUGAGCUAACCCAGGACGUCCAGUCUGCAGAGGCACUACGGAAGGAGAGUGAGGUGAGGCUUAAGGAGCUAACCCAGGAGGUCGAGUCUGCAGAGGCGCUGCGGAAGGAGAGUGAGGCGAGGGUUAAGGAGCUAACCGAAGAGGUCGACUCUGCUUCAAAGCUGCGGAGAGAGGCGGAGGAGCGGGUUGAGGGCCUAACCCAGGAGUUAGCGGCCAAGGAGCAGGAAGUUGAGGAGAAGGUUAAGGGCCUAAGCGAGGGGCUCGCAGAGAAAGAGCGGCUACUGAACGAGGCCCUGGUGGAGGCAGAGACGGAGCGGGAAACUAGGCGUGCGAUUGAAGCGUCGGUGGAGGAAGGGAGAGCCGAGCUUGCGGCACAGACGGAAGCACAGGAGGCGGCCGUUGAGAGGAUUGCAGCGCUUGAGAAAGAGGUGGGGGCAAUGAAAGAGGCGGCAGCCGCCCGCGAGAAGGUGCUAUCGCAAGCGCAGGUUCAAGACCAGCAGUCUGCUCUGGCCCCCCGCGUACAAGCCCUUGUCUCCCGCCUAACCAAACAUGGCAUCCUCGAACUAACUCCCGCGCCCAAACCAGAAGCCCCCCAGCCAGCGCCCCCAAAGGCGACCCACGGGGGCAAGAAGGGCCGUAACAAGAAGGCGCACAACCAGGCCGGCGUUUCCGUGGUGCCCCGCGAGAAACCCUCCGAGGAGCCUGUCGCAAUGUCCCUGGACGCUUUGAUCGAGCAGACGGAGAGCGGGAUGGUCAAGCUGCUGGAGUCGCUUGAGGGCGCGCAGAAGAAGUGCGAGGCGCUGGAGCAAGAGCUGAGAGCUCGAGAAGAAGAGGCGGAAAAGAUAAAGGCCGAGAGGAACGCCGUGGAAGAGCAGCACCAGGACUCAGUGGCCCGAGUCGCUGCCAUGGAGUCUGACGCCGCUUCAGCCCUGGAGAAGCUGAGGGAAGCUGAAGAGAAAGCAACGCAGACGGAGGCAGCGCUGCGGAAAGAGCUGACGUCAGCCCUGGAGAAGCUGAGGGAAGCUGAAGAGAAAGCAACGCACAUGGAGGCAGGCCUGCAGGAAGAGCUGACGUUAGCUCAAGAGAAGCUGGGGGAAGCUGAAGAGAAGGCGACGCAGACGGAGGCAGCUUUGCGGGACGAGCUGACGUCAGCCUUGGAAAAGCUCAGGGAAGGGGAAGAAAAGGCGACGCAGACGGAGGCCGCGCUGCGGGAAAAGCUGACAUCAGCAGAAGCUGAUGUCGAGCGGCUGCGGGGAGAAGCGCGGGCCGCUGGAGAAGCGGCGGAAGGGGCCGAGAGCAGGGCGCGAGAACUAGAGGCGGGGGUGGAACGCCUGCGGCGGCAGUCGGAAGAUGCGGAGAGAGAGAAGGAAUCUGCGGAGAGGGGCUUGAGUGAGCUGGACACGUUGCGGAAAGAAAUGGCGGAGGUGGUGGAGGCGAAACGAAAGGCGGAGGAGUUGCUGACUUCGAAGGGAAUAGAGUUGAGUGAGCUUCGGGAGGUGAUUCGUCGGAUGGAGGAGAAAGGUAUGGAGAGGGAAAGCGAGUUGCGAACGGUGGAAGAGAGAAGAGCGGAGGUGGAGAGCGCCCUGGAAGCGAGAGAGAAAGAAGUGGGCGCUUUGAAGGAAGCCCUCGAAAGCGGCUGUGCGAAGGAAGAGGAGCUGUCAGCUCAGGUUGCGAAGAUGACCGCGUCUGCGUCUGAGAACGAAACGAGAGUGAGCGUACUACGGGAAGCGCUGGAGACAACUAGAGCGGAGGCGGAAGACGCGCGGGCGCGAGCGGAAGCGGUCGAGAAGGGGAAGGCGGAGGGGGAAGCGGCUAUGGAGCAGCUGAGGCAGAGCUACCAACUAGAGAAGGACAAGGUGGAGCGCGCAAAGAAAGCGUACAAGAAGCUCAAGGACGAGAAAGUGCGCUUCGAGACCAAGGUGAAGGAGCUCGAGGGGAGCGCCUCGUCCGGCGCCGACGCUCAAACGGCCCGGAUCAAGGAGCUUGAGGCAGCCGCAGCGCAGUCGCAAGAGCUGCUCGAAAAGGCACAGAGUGAAAAGGGUCAGACAGAGGAGACGCUUAAGCAGCUAGAGGCGGCAGUUGCAGAGGCCGAGGCCAAGGCGCAAGCACUUGCCGGCCAACUCGAGGAGGCGCGGGAAAGGAUGGGGGGCAUGGAUGCAGAAAUUCUCAGAGCGCUCCGUGAGAACCAAGCGCUGGAUGUUAUCGUGAAGGACCACCAAGAUGCGCUGGAGCGCACGACUGCCGAAUCGCACGGUCUCCGGACGGAGCUGGCCGCGGCGUCCGAACGGGCGCGGCAACUAGAGGCGGAACUCCUGGAGAAGGAAGGGGAGAUUGGGGACGUGUGGGAGCGCAAUCGGGCUCUCAUGGAGGAUCGGGCCACGCUUGAGACUUCCGUUGAGGGUAAGGACUCGGAAAUUAACGUGAUCCGAGUUCAGUUGUCGGAAGCUGAAAAGAAGGUGACGGAGACGGACACGAGAGCGGGCGCGGCGGAGGCGCUGUUGGAAGAGACUCGUGGCAGGACGCGGGAACUGGAGGAGGAGGUGGCGGUGAUGCAAGGAACUCUGGUGGAGUUGCAGGGGUUCCUGAAAACGAUGGCGCAGGAGAAGGAAAGCGCUGUAGCGGAGAAGUCGGGGCUGGAGGCGAGAGUGCGCGAGCUCAGUCCGGAGAUGGAAAAACUGCGCGCGGAGCUGGCCGCCGUGCGGAAAGAACUAGAGGAGGCGAGCAGCGCUCUGGGAGGUGCGCGGAAAGACGCGGAGGAAGCGAAAGCUAACGCGGAUAACGUUCGGAAAGCAGCUGAAGAUGCGGAGAAGAUGUUGGGAGACACGCGGAGAGAGGCAGAGGCCGCGCAAAGCGAGCUGCAGAGUCUGAGGGAGGCGAAGAGCACUGAUAUGAGGGAACGAGAAGCAGAGCUUACGUCACUUCUGGCAGAGCGGGACGCGGCAAACGAGGUGCGGAUGAAAGAAGUGGCGGAGCUACGGGCGCAGGUGUCGGAACUGGAGCAGGAGAGACAGGAACUAGAACGGGAGAGGCAAGAUCUGGCCGGCGAGCUAGAGUUGGUGCAAGCGGCGAUUUUGGACGUCCGACAGGAGAAGAAGGAACUUGUGGCGGCAUCCGAACUAGAGCAGGCGCAUAUUCAUGAAGCUCGCCAGGAGAAGGACCGAAUUGCGCAGGAGCUGUCGGAUGUGCGGAACCAGUUGAGACGGACGUCAGGAGCGGAGCAGGAACUAGGGACGGCGAGAGAGGAGGCCGAGCGGAUCCGGGUGGAGAGCGAUGCGAGGUACAGGGGUUUGCAAACCGAGUACGAGGCGCUUGCGACACGUUUGGAGUACGCGGAGAAUGAAGUGGGUGCUUUGAGAGAGGCGAUGGGUCGGAGAGAGGGCGAGCUGCGGUCAGCAGAAGACGCUCUUUCUGCUCUAAAAGAGGAGAAGAAAGCGCUAAUUCAGAGCCAAUCGGAGGAGAGUGAGAGACGGGAAGAAGCCCUGCGGCGAGUUGAGGUGGAGCUAACAAAACUGAAACAGGAGCGGGAGACGCUACAUAGGGACCGCGAGGCCGCGCACAGCUCAGGUGCCGAAGCUGCUGCCGCUAUUUCGGUUUUGGAGAGGGAGAAGAAGCAUUUGGAGGAGGAGGUUGCGCGGCUAGAAGAGACGGCUGCGCAGCGGAGCGCGGCUCUGGAGGCGGCCAAUGAGAGGGCUUCAGAAGCUGCAAACGAAUUGGCUGAGAAAACGGAGAAGCUUAUGGCUUUGUCUGCCGAGAUCGCGGCUCUUCAGGCGCAGAUUGCAGAUGCGGCUUCCGAGAAGGAGGCGCUGGUGCAGGCUCUGAGGGAGAAGGAGCGCUUGGUGGAGUCACUGGCUGCUGAGCUGGAGGCCGCGAAGAGCCAGAACGAAGCACUGGAGCGCCAGGUGGCGCAAGCGGGGGACGCCUCCGAGGUCGCGAAGUUGAAAGAGGACCUAGCGCAAGCGCAGACCCAAACGGCAACGGUGCGGGAGAAACUUAUGAAGGCCGUAAAGAAGGGCAAGAGCAUCGAGCAGCAGAAGAAGGAACUAGAGAAGGAGCUGCAGGAGUUGAAGGGAGCGCCGGCGGCGACCGAGGGGACGCCUAGAGGUUCCGCGCGGCAAAGUGAGGAGCUGGGCGACGGGGGGGAAGCUUUAGAGGUGCAGGCGGAGCGGCGGCGGCUGGAAGAAAUUUACGCCGCUCAGAUGCAGCGGGUGGCGGAGCAUUCCGCGGAGGAGCAACAGCGGCUGACGGCGGAGCGGGACGCGCUCGCGCGCGAACUAGAGGGGGCGAGAAAUGAGCUUAGAGCGUUGGAAGCCGAGGUGCAGAAGCUCGGGGCGCGGAUGCGGGAUAAGGAGGAGGAAGCGAUGGAGGCGCAUCGCAAGGCAAACGACCUGGCCGUCGUGCUGGCGGAGAGCGCAGCGCGUGAGACGGAGCUGCGGAGGAUGAGCGGGCACCUGCAGAACCAGGUGAAAGAACUAGAGGAGUCCAUUACUGCCGCCAAGCGCAAGCGCCGCGAGUCCGAGCGCGCGCUCGAGACCCACGAGGCCGAACUCCAAACCCUCCAAACCUCGCUGACGUCACUCGAGCAGUCGAAACAGGCCCUCGAAGCGGACCUGUCCGCCCAGACCGCUCGCGCCGAAACCGCCGAGUCCGCGCUCGCCGCCCGGGAGGUCGAGAUGGGCGGUGUGAAUACUCUCAGGUCGGAGCUGGCGGCUGCGAACGAGCGCGUCCGACAGCUGGAAGAGGGCAUUCACACCAGGGGGAAAGAGCUGGAAACUGUGGGGGCGCAGCUGGCGGAGAUGACGGAGAAGCACCGGACGGCGCAGGAGAAAGCGCUCCGCGCGCGGGUGCUUUGGGAGAAGGGGAACAAGGAGGUGGAGAGAUUGAAGGCGGAGGUUGCGAGGCUGGAGGAAGGAGGGGAGCAGCGCGAGAGGGGCGGCGAGGACGCGCAGGGAGAGGUUCUCACGCUCCAGACUCGAGUUGAGGAACUCACCGCCGCCCUCGAGAGCGCCCGCAAGGAAGCCGAGGAGCGGCUCACUCACUCAGAAGACGAGAAGAACCGGCUUUUGGCAUCGCUCGCCGACCAGCACGAAUCCGCCGCCAGUGCUGUCCAUAAGCUUGAACGGCUACAGGGACUGCUGCAGACCGAAGUGGAAAAAGCGGAGAAGUACGAAGCGAGGAUUGCGGAGCUCGAGGCCACGUCAGCUGGCCACGUGGCAGACGUCGAGCGGCUGUCGGGAGACCUGGCGGCGCUGCGGGCGAGCCACGACGAGGCGGGUGACGUCAUCAAGGGUCUCCAAGAGGAGCGGGAAGCGGCGCGCGGGGAAACGGAAGGUCUGAGGCGGAAGCUGGAAGCUGCGGAGAAAGGGGGAGACGAGGAGCUGGUUUUGGCGAGGGAACAACUAGGCGCGGCGCAGAAAGAGGCGGCGGGACUGAAGGCGGCUUUGGAUGCCCACGAGAAAGAGUAUGAAGCGAAGCUGAAGGAGUGGGAAGAGAAAGCGAGGGGGCUGUCAGAGGAAGUGGGGGCGUUACGUGCGCGAGAGGAGGAGCGGGUUGCGGCAGUCGCGGGUGCGGAGGCGCAGCGCGCAAAGGCGGUUGCGGCGGUGCAGAGCACCAAGAAGAAGACCCAGGAGAUGGUUGCGCAGAUGCAAAUGAUCAUUGCGGAAGCAGAGACUCUGAAAGCGGCGGUCGAGACGCGGGAUAACACUGUAGCGGAGCUGGAAGGACGGGUUGCGGAGCUCGAAAAAGAGAAGCGGGAGCUCAGUGCGAGGUCAGCGGGGCUGGAAGGAGAACGAGAGGCGCUUCGACAAGAGAUGGCGGAGCAAUCCGCGCGGAUUGAAACGUUGACGGCGGAAGCGCAGGGGGCGCUCGAGAGAGGGAGCCUGGAAUUGGACCAGCGGGUUGCGACGCUCGAACGGGAGCUGUCCGAAUCGAGGCAGGAAGCGUCCGAAGCGCGCGAAGAGGCGUCCGAAUCGCGCCACGUGGCGUCCGAAGUCCGUCGAGAGCUGUCCGACGUCCGGGAGCAGCUCAGGCAAGAACGCGCGAGGGCGGAAACGCUGUCGAAGCAACUGGAAGAGGCCUCGGAACGGCUCUAUAAUGAGAUAGCAUCCUCACGGGGAAGGAUCGAUGCGCUGACGUCAGAGCUCGAAGAGCGCGCCCGCGAGGUUGGAGCGCUUCGGGGCCAGAUUGAGCGGAUCACGGAGCAGAACGCGGAACUAGAGGCGGGGUGGGAAGAGGAAGCGAGGGGCCGGCAGGAAGAUGCGUCGAAGCACACCCUGGAACUCCAAGCGCGCACCGAGGCGGUGCACGAGCUGGAGACACGUGUCCAAGACCUGUUGGGUUCGGAGGCGCAGGUUAAGGAGCUGCAAACCCGGGUCAGCGACCUGGAGGGUUACGAAGCCCGAGUGAGGGAACUGGAGGGUUACGAAGCCCGAGUCAGGGAACUGGAGGGUUAUGAAGCCCGGGUUAAGGAGCUGCAAGGCGUGGAGGUCCGGGUCAAGGAGCUGGAUAUCCGGGUUAAGGAGCUGGAGGCGAUGCAAACCCGGUCGGAGGAGGCGCUGGAUACGGUUUACCUCGAGCUUGCGGAGAAAGCGAAAGAGAGCGAAGGGCUCACUGCUUCGAUCGAGCAGGAACGGGGAGCCGCCGCCGAGAAGGUCCAGAAACUAGAGGCGGAGCUCGACGAGGUCGUGCGCAAGCUCUCCGGGGUUAAGGAGGAGCUAACCCGGGUUAAGGACGCCCACGCGCAAACCCAAAAAACGUUCCGGGAGAGGGAGGAAGAAGUCGAGAGUUUGCGGCAGGAGUUGGCCGAUUACGGAGCGGAAACUGCGGCUACUCGCGGGAGCGAGCUUUCGAGAGGCCCUGUCACGCCGAAGGUCGAAGCGCGGCAGCCGGCCGAGUUGAGAAACGACACGGGCAGAGGCCUCCCGACGUCGCCGCUGCAAUCGACGGGGCCUCUGGUGGCGGUGGCCAGCGUGGCGCAGCUGCGGGGCGCGCUGGCGGCCCGCGAGCUGGAGGUUAAGGAGCUAACCCGGCGGUUAGCGGAGGUUAGCGAGGCGGCGAGGCAGGCCAAGGGCAAGGAGGACGCGGUGCGGCGAGAGCUGAACGACUUGCACCAGCGCUACCGGGAGCCCCCCCUGCCGGUGUCCACGAUUCCACUGGGCUCCCCCAUUGCCUCUUCUUCGUCAUCCAUGCCCCUCUCCACGCUCAACUCUCGAAAACCGGGGCACUCCUCCGACCAGGAAAUACUGCCACUUCUGGCGGACGACGACAAAGAGAGCUACCUUCGCCCGACCACUGCGCUGCUACGAAGGUUCCCGCGCGCACUCCGGCCCCUCGCUGAGGGCGCCGAUAGGCUAUCGACGCUCACUGGGAGGACCCUCCAGGCACAGCCCGGCGCUCGACUCGCAGCCAUGGCCUACUGCGUUGUGCUGCAUCUCUUCGUCGUUUUUCUCAUUUCGACGAGGAGUUGUCCCUUACCAUGACAGACGCGAUAUGCGUGUUAGUGACCUUCUACGGCAUUUGGGCCCCAAGCAUCAGGUUUGACAUGGCAGUCUUUUACGUCGGACCCCUAGGGUUUAGGACGGAGCAAUCUGGGUCUAAUAGCACCUGCAUACGGCUCGCCCUAAACGCAGUCGAACUCUACUCUUACUAGCUUGAACACCGGAUCUAGAGACGUCAUGUGCCACCGAUCAGAGAUUUACUGCAAUAGUAUAAGGCCUUGUUAUCUGCUGUAUGAUCAUCGUUGACUUGAUUUGCCUGGGGUCGAGUCGCACACUCUCUUUG
Messenger RNA from Klebsormidium nitens, 11890 nucleotides. Lineage: Eukaryota; Viridiplantae; Streptophyta; Klebsormidiophyceae; Klebsormidiales; Klebsormidiaceae. The record is from the annotation of a GenBank genome assembly.